AUGGAGCAGAAAGAAGGGAAGCUCUCAGAGGAUGGGGCCACUGUCUCCCCAGCUGCAGAGGACCCCGGGACAUCAGGAGGCGGAGCCUCUGCAGAGGAGGAGACCACAGGCACAGCCAGCAAGACCAGCAGAGAGGGGUUUCCAGAUGGGGCAGGAAAGCCGGAAGAAGCACCAGCCAAGGAUGGCACUUCCACGGAAUUCCAAGGGGAAGCAAAUGGGUUAGAUGAGGUCCAGGUGGAAUCCCAAAGGGAGGCUGGUGGGAAAGAGGAAGCUAAGGCUGAACUUAAAAAGGAGGGUGGUGAGAAGAAAGACACCACAGUAGCUUCCCCGGAGAUGACUGACAGGAAAGAAGAGGCCAAAUCUGAACCCAAGGAGGCCAAGGAAAAAGAGGAGACCACACUGGCCUUGGAGAAGCAGAAGGCUGCUAAGAAAGAGGCCAAGCCUGAGUCUAGGGAGGGAGCCGACGUGAGUGACACAGACAAGCCUGUACCCAAGGAUGCUGUUGGGGAGGAGCAGGCCAUGACGGCCUCUCAGGAGGAGAGAGACCAGACGGAGGAGCCCAUGGCUGCACCCCAGGAAGCUGCUGACAAAGAGGCCAAGAGUGAAUCUCAGAAGAAGCCUGUUGUGAAAGAUGAGGCUAAGGCCGAACCUCAGGAGGCUGAGGGGACGGGGGAGGCUGAAAGCCAUGCGGAGGAAGAGGCUGAAAGCCAUGAGAAGGCGGAGGCUGAAAGCCAUGCAAAGGAGGAGGCUGAAAGCCAUGAGCCAGGCGGUCCCAGUGAAGAGCAGGAGCAGGACGCAGAGAAAGAGACAGAGGGAGGGGCAGGGGUGAUUCCCAGCUCCCCCGAUGAGUGGCCUGAGAGCCCCACAGAGGAGGGCGAUAGCCUCAGCCCAGAUGGGUUGGGUCCAGACUCUGCAGCCUCUGGAGAGACCAGUCCUCCAGCCAGUGAGUCUUCACCCAGUGAUGUGCCCCAGAGUCCCCCGGAGCCCCCUCCAUCAGGGGAGAAGAAGAAGGAGAGGGCACCAGAGCGCAGGGUGUCAGCCCCUGCCCGGCCCCGGGGUCCCCGUGCGCAGAACCGGAAAGCCAUCGUGGACAAGUUUGGCGGGGCUGCCUCGGGCCCCACGGCGCUGUUCCGGAACACGAGGGCAGCCGGGACAGCCAUCGGCGGGGUCAAGAACAUGCUCUUGGAGUGGUGCCGGGCCAUGACCAGGAACUAUGAGCACGUGGACAUCCAGAACUUCUCCUCCAGCUGGGCCAGCGGCAUGGCCUUCUGCGCCCUCAUCCACAAGUUCUUCCCUGACGCCUUUGACUACGCUGAGCUGGACCCCACGAAGCGCCGGCACAACUUCACCCUGGCCUUUUCCACCGCAGAGAAACUGGCUGACUGUGCCCAGCUGCUGGAGGUGGAUGACAUGGUACGGCUGGCAGUGCCCGACUCCAAGUGCGUCUACACCUACAUCCAGGAGCUGUACCGCAGCCUCGUGCAGAAGGGACUGGUGAAGACCAAGAAGAAAUGA
Molecule: messenger RNA, 1515 nt
Organism: Galeopterus variegatus (Sunda flying lemur)
Lineage: Eukaryota; Metazoa; Chordata; Mammalia; Dermoptera; Cynocephalidae
Gene: SMTNL1
Product: smoothelin-like 1
Exons: 7
Coding region: 1-1515 (504 amino acids)
Biological process (GO): actin cytoskeleton organization
Cellular component (GO): microtubule organizing center; filamentous actin
Molecular function (GO): protein binding
Source: RefSeq, a predicted model, not a curated record